AUGAUUGAGACUAUCAUUCACGUACAAUCAAGGCCUUUCCCGACCGGACUCUACGCCACAUCAGCCGCUGAGAACACGGCCCUAGCGCACGCUCACUCGGUCUCCCUGGCGGACUUCACUCGACAGAGUAUGCCUGGGAGUUGCGGCCUGAAGGAUGUCAUGUCUACCACGCCUAGCAACCUUCAUCAGCACCACCAGCGAUCUGAUGGCAAGAGAAUGUCUUUGCCCGACAGCACAGGACCCUCCGUCAGCAAUUUCAUGGUGGCAUCGCCACCAUCUUUGACGGCCUACCCGCAUCACGCGGCCUCGGCCUACGUGCCCGCCUACGGCACCACGGCCAUGCCCAGCAGCCUGUCCGCCCAUCCGAUGUGGCCGCCCAACGGGGCCAUGAACUGCCCUGGGGAUGCCGCCACGGCACUAGAGAGCAGCAACGUGCUACGGCCCUCACCGCUAGCCUACAAGUCGGUCUUAUCGGGUACAUCUUGCAAUUCCAGUACUGUGUCUGAUACGGUCAAGCAUCCCAGCUCACCGGUAGGUGCAAUGAGGAUUGUACAAACGUGAACUCUGGAGGGCGACAUUUACCCUCACCUGUCGGUGUCUCCAGCAUGCAUGCAGCAGCACCACCAGCAGUGGUUCAGUCAUCCGGAGGCAGAGACCCAUUCUAAUUGUCAAUCAGAAAGCCUGGAAGCCAUGCAAGAGUAUUGGUGAUUCGGUGUUUUAUAAGAAUGUGCUAUACGAGGAGAGUCGUCAUUUUAUAUCAAGCUGGUUGACUUGCUCUCUACAAGGAGAUCACAAAAAGCCAGGGACAUCUGGACCGAUUUUACGCAUACAAAAGAAAACCACGCAGUAUUUUGCUUAUUAAUCUGUGGAGUGAUGACCCAGGAACCUUUACACAGUUGUAUAUUUUGAAAGGGGCUGUAUUUUUUUCUCUCCGUCGGUGAAUGGACAGUUAAAAAUGGAUUUUAUGUACAGGUUGAUAGACUGCAUGUUAGAAUAUUCAAGAUUCAGGCGAUAGAUCAAAAGCUCGUAAACUUUCGAGUACAGCCGACAAACCGGUACUCCACGUCCGAAGCCACUUCGAACCGUCACACAAAAGACUACAAAUGAUUCACUGGCAGUGUUUGGACGAACGUUCGAGUCGCCAACAAUCGCGUUUAAUCUAGGGGACUCCUCAUCCGUUGCAUGCUUUUGUUAGCAGAAUAAGUAUUGUUUUAUAAUUGGAGGGCGACAGUUGUUUAAUGGGUAACAGUUGGAGUUAUCCGGUGGACCCUCUUGGUUUCAUUAGGAGGUGCAUAUUCAACACAGGGAGGGGAUUGUUGUUUCUUCACCACUAGGAUUUUUUUGUUGACAACCAUAACAAGACAGGUCAUCGUGCACACUAGACUUGUUCAUGGCUUGCAUAAUGAUACCUGCGGCAGACAAUGUGUACAUAAUAAUGUAUCUGCUGCCCCCACGAAUUCCAAAUGGCUAGGACAAUCAUAGUAGGGUCUUGUAUUCAGUAAGGCCAUGGAUCCUACUUGUGCCCGUCACGGCAACAAACUUUGCCACUCUUAAAUUCAGUCUCCAAUCUCCAAUCUCACUUUUGUUUGUAAGCUUUUUUAUGACUGUUUAGGCUAUCAUAUCACUGUUAUUGGUGUUCAUUGAGGAAGUUGUGCAAGGACAAAGUCGUGUUGCACGGUCCCAGUUUGUGUUAACUUGUGUAAAACUUGUAUUCGUAUAUAAACAAAAUGCAAAUUGUAAAUUUAAACGGAUGCUUUGGGGAACUUCUUAUAUAAUAGCUGAACAAAGUCUUGUCUGAUUUACCAUUGUUUCUGGCCCAUAAGCAUUGGAGGUCAGAUGGUGAUCCUUCUGAUCCCUUCCUUCUUCGUAGCAUGUAGCAUCGAGUCCACUGUCUUGGAAACAAUGACUACAUGCUGUUACAUUUUUUGUUAGUUCUGAACCCCAGCUCUUAAAAUUACCUAUAAAGCAUCGAUAUCAGACUCAUUGUCGGUGGUUUGGAGGGGGGGGGGCACAUAUUUGGCUGGUAUUUUUUGGCUGGGGACAUCAAUUGCAAUGUUCCCCAUUUAGCCUUCAAAGUACCUGAUUUGACUAAAACCUAAAUGUUUACACAAUUUUGCACAGCGUAAUAAACAGCCGUGCGAUAUUGGUUAACAUAAAAUUACGUGAAAUGGGCGUGCAAUUCGGACAAUGAACAAAUACAUAUCCUAAAAGCGCUACCUCGAGAUUGAUAAUGUCCUGUUCCCUCCCACUCCUAUAAUUUCAUGUAGACAUGUCUAAUUGACGUCACGCUUUGUUUACAUGUGCGUUUUGCUAUGGGAGCUUUGUGGCUCUCGUCCCCACCUGGCUCCCAUAGGAAAGCGCACAUGUAAACAAAGCAUAACGUCAUAAUGUCUUAGGUCUAUUUGUGCUCUCCUUUUGCCGAAAACGUCACAUAAACCCUAAGAUAUUCUCUAUAUAUUUACGGGUAAAAGCAUACGUACCGCUGUACACAACUCAAACUGAACUUGAAUUUUUUAUUUUUUUUUUAAAGAAAAGUUAUACUGUAAUAUCACUGUGUAUUUAAGCAGUCUUGGUUACAAUUGUUGGCCUUGUUUGGUACAAAAAACGUUAUGUAAAUAAACGAAUAAAUGUUUACAACUGGUCCAGCUCUCGUCAAGCAAAUAUGAGUUUCACAAGGUUGUUUUUGACGUCGUAACAAGAGUUAAUGUUCACAUGGGACUCACGUGACUGUAAGUAAACUUUCUUAAUAAAUACGUAAUGAACACGCCAUCAUCGACACAGUAGCGAAAUUGACACCCUCAAAAUCUGAAUUGCUAAAUAUGUAAAAUCACCAAAAUAAUAGUUUGAAGAACAAGUCAUUUCCUCCGUAAUCAAUUAAUUGAAUGGCAGUGCUGUAAAAUGUAUUUAAUGUUUUUUGUGUUUUUUUAAAUUAGCGAAAGUCUUGAGUAAGCUCUAAAACACUGUUGCGGUUUCAGAAAAUCUACCAGGGUCCUUGCCCAUUUUAUGAUGCAAAACUUAUAUUAGCAAGGUUAACACCAUUCACAGAGAAAGACUUUACGCAAAUAACACGUGUAGCUUGGGUAAAAAAAACCCGACAGUCUUAAAAUUCAGAAAAACUGAUAUUAACAAACAGCAUUCAGUACAUGUUCUCCCACAUUUUUCUCAGCCCAAUAGCUGCGCGUUCGUUUACAGCGCCCUCUUUUGGCAUUUAUGAGACAAUCUCACCAUCUAGUCUUUGGGUGAAACCAUGAUCGAUUCUUGCCUCACACAUUUUUAUGAAGCAGAUACUGAAUCGACAAACCUACAUAGCUUUAGCAUUGCAUAAAAAAAUACUGGCAAAACAACACCUAGUUUUCUUCUUUUAUAAGAUAAGGAAAGUCAGUAAAGGAAUGUUUUACUGGCUUGCGCAGACAGAGGGCGCUGUUUACGAAAAUGGCCCACGCCACUGAACACUUAGUGUUGGCGUUAGAAAAACGUUCCUUUUUUUACAUGUAGAAAGGGGGAAAGAUAAAUAUUAGAUAAUUGUCCUUCCGAAGAGCUGUUAUUUUGACUAAAUUACUACUAAAAACUACAUUGACCAUAUUUCAUGUAAUUGAUUUAUUGAUACUUUUUUGCAGACAUAUGCAAUUUGUUGCACGCUCAUCUUAUCUUAACUUUUAACUUAUAAAAAGGAGUAGAGAAUUUCCUUAUAAUAAUCAUAAUGCACUAGUGUGUAUUCUUACAGUCUGUCAUUACAUAUCACUUGAAAGUGACGAUAGUCUGCCACGAGAGGGCGCUUUGCCGUGAACUUUAGCUGGGAAAACUUCACAGCACGCAAAUCUCCAAAAUAACAUAACACAAAUUUAAACAAGUCGGCAUACUACAUCGAUAAUUAUAUUAAUGCGACAUUGUAAAUUAUCUUGAUAUAUAAAUGUAUUUAUACAGAAUCAAAAAAAUUGUUGAAAUUUCUUUCCCGGUUGAGUCCACGUUGUAGGCCUUUAUAGUAUUGAGACUUUUUUCCUUGCAUUUUUAUGUGUGCAACAUUGUGUAUAUCAAUAUUAUUGUGUUGCAAUUUGUAAAUAAAACAUAAAAUCCAGAAACAUC
This is a messenger RNA of Patiria miniata (bat star), 4083 nucleotides long. RefSeq lists its product as uncharacterized. The coding region runs from base 1 to 561 and encodes 186 amino acids. The transcript is spliced from 4 exons. NCBI's taxonomy places the organism in Eukaryota, Metazoa, Echinodermata, Asteroidea, Valvatida, Asterinidae. The record is from RefSeq and is a predicted model, not a curated record.